AUAUACUUCCUCUUACGACUUGUUCCUCAAUUCCAGGCCCCCUUUUACACGGUUCACUCGAAAAGUGCAUCUAAGAGCGAUAUACGCGUACUUAAAGCUAUCAUCCGCUGUUGUCUUGCUCUGAAUAUGCACAUAAUGAGUGCAGGACCAACUACACUGUUAGCAUCAAAUGACUUCCUCACUUUUUCAAAUUCUCCUAAUGCAUUCUCAAGUCCCUCCCAGCUGAGGAAACGCCUCCUCAGCAUUAUUUCACCAAAAAUUUACCUUACGUCUGUGGUGCUUUCAAUUGCAUUGAUUACCUGCAAUGAACUUCUAAAAAGGCUUCGUCAAUAAGUACCAAUUUCUGCCACAGCUAUCUAAACGUAAUUCCGUAAAAAUCGCAAUAUUACAAUAUAUGACUGAGAAAUAUCGAUCAAGAAAGUGUAACACGUAUAACCACAACUCUAGAAAAGCAUAAGAACUCACGGGUUCGUAGACAUCGACAGCAACCGAUAGGCCAACCAAUCUCAACCGAGUGUAUGAUGAAACAAGCCUUGUACAUGCACAAAAAAGUAAAAGAAAACGUUCGAAUAUUCUUAUGUUACAUUCAUGUGCAUCACAUCUGCUUGCAAACGACGCACGACGCCACCACACGAAUCUGCACACGACAUCACCUACCUAGGCCCAUUCAAAUAUCAAACUGACCGCCACGGUUUCAGCCAAUGAAAGACGAGAGAUCUUGAUGAGCGCUAUAUUUAAAACGCGGUAACGUAUAUCCUCACCAUAGCAACGGACAUAAAUGUCGCAGUACUUCAUUAUUUAUCGUCAUGUGGAUUUAAUGGAUAAUUAACUUAAAUGAGUGAAUCAGAAAUACUUGAAGAAGAUAGUUUAAAUGAAAUCAACAGUGGUCAAGAAAGUGAUAGUGAAGAGAUUAACCAAAAGAAAAAGCAUGAGAACUAUUAUUCACUGAAUACCAAUACUAGAAACAACAACAAUGGCUAUACCACCACCAACAGUUUACUUGACUUCAGUGAUGACAAUAAUGACAUGCUAGUAUUCUCUUCUGAAAAUUAUAAUCUCUUUGCUAAUACAAUGAAAAAGAAUGAUGAAUUUACACAAUCUCAGUCAGUCCCACCAUUAAAUUUACUAUCUGAAGAUGGUAGUAUUAUUGAAGCCACUGAAUCAUGUAAAGAGGCAUUUGAUAUUGACCUAAGAGCUAAAUGUCAUACACCCUAUUCUCCAGAAGGCCGUGUUACUCAGUCAAAGGAUGAAAACAUUUCAACUCAUUGGAACCAUUGCAGUGAAAAGUUACAGAAAUUGCGAUUAGAAAAGAAUAAUUCUGGUAAUGGUAGUAAAAGCCCACCGACCACAUUGAAGAAAAACUAUCAAUAUGGUGAACCGAUUAUGGUUGGUGAAGAUCUUAUUGGGCGUCAACUAAUUUAUAAAAAGAAGACAAAGACAAAAUUAAAUUUCAUUGCUUCAAAUAAAUUGAAUAUUCGUCAAGGAAACGUUAGAAGCUGUUCUAAAACAUACGGUCAACUAUACAAAGUGAAGUCACAAUUACAACAAUCUGGAUCAUCAAAAGCUCUUGGUCAUUAUGAUCUUUCACCUUGUCCAACUUCAAAGAUGACAAUGAAUGACAGAGAAUAUUUUCAAUCUGACCCAGUGUUAUUUACACAUGGAACACUUUUGAAUGAUGAAGAAGAUGAUAUGUAUGCAAUGAGAUAUAAUUCUACACUGAGACUGCCACUCUCACCGCCGCCAUCUUCAACUUAUUCUCAAACAAAGUUACUACCUAAUAUAAUCGAACCACUUUUUGUUUUUAAUACUGAAGACAACUUUCGAAGAGAAAAUUAUUCAGUCAAUCAGCCAACUGAAUCCUACUGGCAAAUGCAAGAGGCAAAUGAACAAUUCAUGGCUAAGCAUUCGAGCAAUAACAAUCAAAUUGAAAAUGGUGGGAAAAGUGUUAAUGGCAUUAGUUAUCCGACUUCAGCAUCAGGUGUGUUUCGUAUGGGCAUAUUACAACAAGCAGAAUUGGCUAAAGCUCAUAGACAGUUUUGUCACAAGUAUCAUUCUUCUUCUGCUGCACCACCAGUGAGGACGCGUUUGCAUGCAUUAUGUUCGCCACAAUUGAACGCAGAUCAAGCUAUCCAAACACAUUUCGAAAGUAACAACAAACUGUCCAUAAAUAAAUAUUCUUAUACCUCAAGAAACUCUUAUAAUCAAAAGCCUUCAGUUCGACACUUGCAAACACAGCAAAGGUAUACGUAUAAAGAUUAUAGUUUACUACCGUCGAUGCAGUCGAAAUCUCGUGGAUUAGGCCCAGAUACAGACAAUGAUGAAUAUCGCUUGAAGCUGGCGCGGAAAAUACGACAAGAUCUUUAUUCUGAACAUAUUAGGAAGCUCCAGAGAAAAUCUAAGACGAAAUCACUUCACCCUGAAAACGGUGUACAAAGUAAUGGUCCAUGUGACAGUCAUUGUGAUUCGUCUACUAAUGACAAUAAUCAUAAUAAACAAAGUGAAGGAAAAGUAGAUCAAGGGGCUAAUCACUGCUCGACUGAAAAUCAUCCAACUCAGGACGUGGGAAAUAAAUCUACUGAUCAAAAUGGCCAUGUGAAUGAUGAUCAUGAAAAUGAAUCAACUUGUCAGAAUGGCUGUGUACCUAGUGUUAGUCAGAGUAAAUCUGAUAAUUUUCACCUAACCCCUCUUUCGAACUAUCUGUCCUCUAGAAAUGCCAAGAAUGUUGAGUGUAGAACUGGGACUGCACGAAGUUCUGCGUUGUCUAAAGAAGACUUAGAAAAGGCAAAAGCAGCAGAGAAACGUUUGGCUAUGCUCAGCUACGCACAACAUGUUAGAAAGCAACUUCAUGAUCAAAUUCACUCAAGCCAGUCUUCAUCUAACGCAUUGAAACAAAAACAGAAAUGUAAGAAGAAUAUGGGAAGUCUUGGUGAAUGGAAAUCGUUUUCAAAGUCAGACGUAGAAUUGUCAGAAAUGUUACACAGACACGAAGAAUACAGAAAACGAUGUGAAGAAAUACAAAAAUCUUUGAGAAUUGAAGUCUGAUUGCACUUAAAUCAUUUACACUUUGUCUUUCAUACUUUAGGAAUUGUUUAUUCAAAAGGUUUUGUAAUCUUUUCAAAUUUAUAACUGUAAUUCUUGUAUAUAAUUUGAAUACUUUGUGAUGAAG
This is a messenger RNA of Trichobilharzia regenti, 3166 nucleotides long. NCBI's taxonomy places the organism in Eukaryota, Metazoa, Platyhelminthes, Trematoda, Strigeidida, Schistosomatidae. The record is from the annotation of a GenBank genome assembly.